Molecule: messenger RNA, 2286 nt
Organism: Amyelois transitella
Lineage: Eukaryota; Metazoa; Arthropoda; Insecta; Lepidoptera; Pyralidae
Product: cyclic nucleotide-gated cation channel alpha-3
Exons: 13
Coding region: 112-2286 (724 amino acids)
Biological process (GO): monoatomic cation transmembrane transport
Cellular component (GO): intracellular cyclic nucleotide activated cation channel complex; plasma membrane
Molecular function (GO): cGMP binding; intracellularly cAMP-activated cation channel activity; intracellularly cGMP-activated cation channel activity
Source: RefSeq, a predicted model, not a curated record
CUGGAGACGGGCGCGUUGGGCGGCGGCGGCGGCGGCGCGCUGGGCGCGCUGCGAACUGCCGGCUCGCCGCCCGCGCCCAGCCUCGGCGCCAGCCGGCACAGCCUCAUUGAAAUGAUGACGUGCCGACUGGGCUCGCGGCGGCUGGGCGGCUCCCGCGGCUCGCUGCAGACCGGGCCGGGCUGCACGGCUGCCAGCGAGCUGGACCUCUCCACGCGCUCCAGACGUGCACACAAAGCCAGAUUAAAAUUGCUGGGCGCAAGCGAAGCGCCUCUACUGAGCGGUUGGCGCAGCACGCCGCACACGCCGCAUGCGCCUGCGACGCCAGCGCCGCACCACUCGCACAACCACCUCGCACCACCCCACUGCAACGGCACUGAUAGUAGCAGCAGAGGACUCCGGCGGAGGUCAACGUAUGCUAGCGGUCGCCUGCGGUCGGGGCCACAUUGGUCCUUCGUAUUCGACCCUGCGGGACGGCUGUGCUACUAUUGGUCUAUGGUCGUCUCCUUAGCCUUCCUCUACAACCUUUGGGUUAUCGUUUAUAGGUUCGCCUUUCAAGAAAUUAAUGGCGAGACUUUAAUAGUCUGGUUCUGCCUCGAUUACUUUUCGGAUUUCCUCUACUUGGCGGACAUUCUGUUCCACUUUCGUACCGGGUACCUCGAGGACGGCGUCCUGCAAACCGACGCGGCGAAACUAAGAGCGCACUACAUGAACUCCACGAGAUUCUACAUAGACUGCCUUUGUCUACUACCACUGGACUUCCUCUACCUCUCCAUAGGAUUCAACUCGAUACUGCGCUCGUUUCGCCUUGUCAAAAUCUACCGCUUCUGGGCUUUUAUGGACCGCACGGAGCGACACACGAACUAUCCAAACUUGUUUAGAUCAACCAGUUUAAUUCAUUAUUUACUAGUGAUAUUUCAUUGGAAUGGGUGCUUGUACCAUAUAAUUUAUAAAAACAAUGGGUUCGGUAGUAAAAACUGGGUGUAUCAUGACACUGAGACGGCGGACGUAGUGAAACAGUAUCUACAAAGUUAUUAUUGGUGCACGUUGGCGCUCACGACGAUAGGUGACCUGCCGCGGCCGCGCAGUAAAGGAGAGUACGUGUUUGUGAUCGCGCAGCUUCUGUUUGGCCUGCUGUUGUUCGCCACGGUGCUGGGCCAUGUCGCUAACAUCGUCACCUCGGUCAGCACGGCCAGGAAGGAGUUCCAGGCCAAGCUGGAUGGAGUAAAAACGUACAUGCGUAUGCGCCGGGUGCCCACACACCUUCAGGUCAAGGUGAUCAAAUGGUUCGAUUACCUGUGGCUCACUCAGAAGUGCUCUGAUGAAGAGAAAGCCGUCUCCUGCCUCCCUGAUAAACUGAAGGCGGAGAUAGCUAUCAAUGUUCAUCUGGAUACUCUGAAAAGGGUGGAAAUCUUUCAAAAUACCGAGGCGGGAUUUCUGUGUGAGCUGGUGUUGCGACUGCGGCCAGUAUUAUUUUCACCUGGUGAUUACAUUUGUAGAAAAGGUGAAGUCGGGAAGGAGAUGUACAUAGUAAAUCGAGGGAAACUACAGGUGGUGGGCGACAACGGGAAGACGGUGUUAGCAACACUCAAGGCGGGUUCUUAUUUUGGAGAAAUUUCCAUUCUGAACAUGGGCACGGCAGGAAACCGGCGGACAGCAUCGGUGCGGUCCGUCGGCUACUCGGAUCUGUUCGUGCUGAGCAAGAAGGACAUGUGGGACGUGCUGAAGGAGUACCCCGCGGCCCGGGUCCGCCUGGAGGCCAUCGCCGUCAAGAGACUUGAGAAAUAUAAGAAAGCGCCACUUGAAAAAGUGGCAAUGGGACGCUGCCAAUCGACGCCCGGGCUCGUGGAGACGAGUGGGCGCGUUCCUAUAGAGGAGAUGCAGCUCCCGCCAGCGCCCAUGCAGCAGAUGCACCCCUCACACCCGCCUUCCUACCGGGACCAGCUUUAUAGUUCGUCAGUAAGCCCUCUUCGUGUAGCAUCUCCAGUAGCGUCUCUCGCGUCGAGCGUCCGGAGCAGCGCAGCCGGCGGCGGAAGCAUAGCCGCAGUGAGCAUGAGCAUGGCGCCGCGAGUAAUGCUCGACUCACAUGACGCGUUAGAGUGCGAGAUCAAAAGACUGCGCGAGCGCUUGUACACGGUCGAGACGGAGAACGCCGCCAUGUCCGCCAAGUUGAGCCAGCAGCAGUGGGAAGUAGAUCAGAGGCUACAAGAGAUCGAGAUGCAGAUCUGCGGUGGCAGUUCGCUAAGUUCGCAGGAGGAGAAUGAACGGAAUCGCGAGAGCAUCAUUUAA